Chaetomium strumarium is the source of this 1278-nucleotide messenger RNA. RefSeq lists its product as uncharacterized. The coding region runs from base 1 to 1278 and encodes 425 amino acids. The record is from RefSeq and is a predicted model, not a curated record. Lineage: Eukaryota; Fungi; Ascomycota; Sordariomycetes; Sordariales; Chaetomiaceae. The transcript has 2 exons.
AUGUCGCUUAUCGCGCCCGUCACGCGUGAUGGCUGGUCCUAUUCGGGGGGAUUCUAUACCGAGGCCAGCGGCAACAAUCGUCACCGUCGCGCAACACUCCCGGAGUUGAAGGCUGUAUUCGACGGUUCAGAUGGCGCCAAAGAUCGCCCGGCUCAUUGGUACGAAGCUCAACUUAUUCCCUACGGCCUGCCGCCUUCCAAGACCAAGGGAACCGCCAAGAUGAGGCUGUUCGAUGCCGUCAGCAAAGGCAACCUCACCGUGCCCGCUCAUAUCCUCAAGGUCGAGUCCGAGUUGAAGAAGGAGUGGACAAAGCGAGAACGAGAAGCCAAACAAGCGCUCAAGAAGUUGUCAGCGCCAACGGCAACCAACUCGGCGAAGAGAUCCAACAAGCGCAAAGCCGAUGAUUCUCAAUCCGGGGUUGGCUCUGGAACCAAUGUCAACAUCAACCUGACAGUUUCCAUUGGACCGCAAGGCAACGUUCAGGUCACGCCUGCAGAGCCCCCAGCGUCUGCGGCGAAGAAGGCCAAGCCUACGAAGGCGGCCGCUGCUUCGACGGCUUCGAAUCCGACCUCAACCAAGAAGUCAGCUCCUUCAUCUAAGGCAAUAACAACUGCGGGACAGUCCACGCCGACAGCUCCGCGUGCAAAGCAGAUCGCUCGACGUGGUACCUCGUCGACGAGGGUUGCUAAAUCAGACUCCUCCCGUCCUCCAGCAGGUUCACCAAACGACAAGCCAGCUGCUCGCCCGAUCCAGACAGCUCGGCGGAGUCGCCCCUUCAACAGAGCCGGCCAGGCCCGUCCAGUAACUACCAGUGGCCCAUCUCCCCAGUUCAGCACGACCCCUUCUCAGUGGGACUCCUAUGAUGAGCCGCCUCCGCCCUAUCCGGGGUCUCCCAUGCAUUCGAGCGAUGGCUACGGUUAUGGCGGCCCGGACGACGAAGAUGUCCUGGACGACGGACCGCUGCCCCCACUGGGCCUGCUGAAUGGGCACUAUCGGCUGCGCUGCACCUGGCCAUCCGAGUUCGCGGACCGCGGAGAAGAUUCGGGCAUCAUCUUCACCCUUGACGGCGACGGGCUUUGGGAUUCUCAGGGCGGGGAACACGACGAGACGGACGAUGGGAGUCAAAUCAAGUUUCUGGGCAAUGGAGAGAUUCGUGGGAAGAUUGGCUUCUACGACUCAAUUCUUGAGUUUCAAGGGUAUCGUAUCAGUGGGCAGGAGACGCGCAGCGAGAUCAGUGCCGCCUCAAUGAGACGGCAAUGGGAGGAGCGCCGAUUGUGA